UUGUAACUCUCCAAGCAAUCAAGUCCACAAACAAGCUUCCUUAAUUCCAAAACCAUCAGCUUCCCCCCAAAUCGAUUACAUCAAGCAUGUUUUCCUUUACAAGCAUUCCUUCAACAACAUCAGUUCUAUCAACAUAUACUUCCUUCGCUGCAUCCGCAAUGCUGCUCCGGACAGUGAUCAGUGAGGUCCAGACCAUGACCACUCAGCUCAUACCUCAACAACUCCAAGAAAAAUUAUCUUCCAAGCUUGGAGGCCUAUUCGUUAAUAAUUUCUCUUCCCAAAUUACUCUCAUCAUUGAUGAACACAAUGGGCUUUCCAUCAAUGAAAUUUACCAGGCUUCUGACAUCUAUUUAAGCACAAUAAUCACCCCCUCAGUCAAACACCUCAAGGUUUCCAAGGCCCCGCGUGAGAAGAACCUCUCCAUCACGAUCGACAAAGGAGAAAAGAUUAUUGAUGUAUUCGAGGGAAUACGUUUAAUUUGGGAAUUCAUUUCUACUGAAAAACAGAAAUCAUAUUUUGACUAUUAAACCUCUCUCCACUCAACAGAAACAUCUGAACAAAGAUCAAUUCAUCUCAGUUUCCACAAGAAAUACAAGGAGAUUGUGCUCAGUACUUACCUGCCAUAUGUGGUAGACAGAUCAAAGGCCAUAAAAGAAGAAAACAAGGUGGUGAAACUUUAUUCACUUGGAAACUGCUAUCAAGAUGUCAAUCUUGACCACCCAUCCACUUUUGACACACUGGCAAUGGAUCCAAAGCUCAAGAAAGAGUUGAUGGAUGACUUGGAUAGAUUUCUGAAGAGAAGAGAGUUCUAUAGGAGAGUAGGGAAGGCAUGGAAACGUGGGUAUCUUUUGUAUGGCCCUCCUGGUACAGGUAAGUCAAGCUUGAUAGCAGCAAUGGCUAAUUACUUGAAAUUUGACAUCUAUGAUUUGGAGCUUUCGAAUCUACAUAGCAAUGCAGACCUCAGGAGGCUGAUAGCCUCUACUGCAAAUAGAUCUAUUCUUGUAAUUGAGGAUAUUGAUUGUACCAUUGAUCUGCAAGAUAGGCAACAUGGAGGAUACAAUAAAAGUGACAACCAGUUGACAUUAUCCGGAUUGCUAAAUUUUAUCGAUGGGCUAUGGACAAGCUGUGGGGACGAGAGGAUAAUUGUCUUCACAACCAACCACAAAGACAGACUGGACCCUGCAUUGUUGAGACCAGGCCGCAUGGACAUGCACAUCCACAUGUCCUAUUGCACUCCAAGCGGGUUCAAGAUCCUUGCUUCCAAUUACCUAAGAAUUGAAAGCCACUGCCUUUUCACUGAAAUAGAAGGACUCAUUAAAGAGGUGGAGGUCACCCCAGCAGAGGUUGCAGAAGAGCUUAUGAAAAGUGAAGACCCCGAUAUUGCCCUUGCAGGACUGGUUGCAUUCCUCCAACAGAAGAAGAAGCAGAUGAAAUGUUCUGAAGAAUCCAAAUCUGAAGUAGAAAAGGUCAAUGAACAAAGUAAACAAAGCCCGGGGAAGAAGAAAGUCAAGGAAAGCAAGAGGAAGAAAGCUAGAGGUGGUAAAAGCAGGCGAUGAAAGGGCAUAGUCUGCAUGAUUUAUACCAUCUCUCACGAGCCUAUGCCAACAUACUAGUAUUUUAAUGAAGGAAAUAAUCAAAUUUUAUAAUAUGAAUCAAGUUUUUGUUUUAGCAAGUUGUCCUCAAAAUUAGUCCUACAUAGGAAGCACCCAUAUUUCCAAGCAACAAAGGGUAUCCGUUGCUUUCAAUAAUGUCUACAAAAUCUUCUUACACUGAAUAUUGAGGUGAUGAAAAUUUUCACUCU
This is a messenger RNA of Quercus robur (English oak), 1801 nucleotides long. Its product is annotated as AAA-ATPase At3g50940-like. The record is from RefSeq and is a predicted model, not a curated record. NCBI's taxonomy places the organism in Eukaryota, Viridiplantae, Streptophyta, Magnoliopsida, Fagales, Fagaceae. The transcript has 2 exons. Gene Ontology annotation, molecular function: ATP binding; ATP hydrolysis activity. The coding region runs from base 744 to 1556 and encodes 270 amino acids.